CCACCAACCCUGGCGUACCAGCCCCACCUUCCUGCCGUGCCGGAAUGGCUCAACAAAGGCGACAACGCCUGGCAACUGACGGCAUCCACCUUCGUCGGUCUCCAAAGCAUGCCGGGACUCAUCAUCCUCUAUGCUUCCAUCGUAAAAAAGAAAUGGGCGGUCAACUCCGCCUUCAUGGCCCUCUACGCCUUUGCCGCCGUGCUCAUCUGUUGGGUCCUUCUCUGCUACCGUAUGGCUUUUGGUGACGAACUCUUGCCUUUUUGGGGGAAGGGGGCACCAGCCCUGGGGCAGAAAUAUCUGGCCCGUCAAGCAAGGGUGCCUGAGAGCACCCAUUAUCGAAACGACGGCUCAAUUGAAUCUCCGGUGAGCCAGCCGUUAUAUCCAAUGGCUACGCUGGUUUAUUUUCAGUUCACUUUUGCAGCGAUCACGAUGAUUUUGGUGGCGGGAUCGGUGCUUGGGCGGAUGAACAUUAGGGCGUGGAUGGCUUUUGUUCCGUUGUGGUUGGUGUUUUCAUAUACGGUGGGUGCAUUUAGUUUGUGGGGUGGUGGUUUUUUGUAUCAUUGGGGUGUUAUUGACUACUCCGGUGGCUAUGUCAUUCAUUUGUCGUCGGGCAUCGCUGGUUUCACCGCCGCUUAUUGGGUUGGACCAAGGUUGAAAAGUGAUAGGGAAAGGUUCCCACCUAAUAACAUCUUGUUGAUGAUCGCUGGAGCCGGACUGCUAUGGAUGGGAUGGUCGGGUUUCAACGGCGGGGCUCCAUAUGCCGCCAACAUUACUGCUUCUGUAGCCGUAAUGAACACAAACAUAAGUGCGGCCACAAGCCUGUUAGUUUGGACUACUCUUGAUGUGGUUUUCUUCGGAAAACCAUCGGUCAUUGGGGCCAUCCAAGGUAUGAUGACGGGCCUCGCCUGCAUCACCCCAGGAGCAGGGGUGGUGCAAUCAUGGGCGGCGAUAGUGAUGGGGAUACUUGCCGGUAGCGUUCCAUGGUUUACGAUGAUGAUCCUUCACAAGAAAUCAGUUUGGCUUCAACAGGUGGAUGAUACACUAGGUGUGUUUCACACCCAUGCCGUAGCCGGUCUAAUGGGCGGGUUGGUGACGGGUCUCCUGGCCGAGCCUACGCUAUGCAGCAUGACUUUGCCGGUUAGCGGUACACGAGGUGCAUUUUAUGGCGGAAGUGGAGGGAAACAAUUCCUAAAACAAGUGGUUGCAGCGUUAUUUGUGAUCGGGUGGAACAUUGUAUCCACGACCAUCAUUCUUCUUGUUAUUAGAAUAUUUAUGCCAUUACGGAUGCCUGAACAUGAAUUGUUGAUUGGUGACGAUGCGGUUCAUGGAGAGGAAGCAUAUGCGUUGUGGGGUGAUGGCGAGAAGUAUGACCCAAAUAGGCACGGCUCGGUUUUUGGAGCAGCCGAGAUAACACCAAAUGAUUUCGGUCAAAGCACGGCCAGGGGAGUUACUAUUAAUCUCUAGGUUUAUAUAUUUGUAUUCAUGUGUGAAUUUAUUCUCAUUCGUAUUGUUGUAUACAUAUCGGCAUGAUGCAGUGUAUAAAGUUGAAAACAAAGAUUGAUCUUGUUGAUUUUGUGGAUACCCGAAACA
Molecule: messenger RNA, 1590 nt
Organism: Cynara cardunculus var. scolymus (artichoke)
Lineage: Eukaryota; Viridiplantae; Streptophyta; Magnoliopsida; Asterales; Asteraceae
Product: ammonium transporter 2
Exons: 4
Coding region: 109-1464 (451 amino acids)
Biological process (GO): ammonium transmembrane transport
Cellular component (GO): plasma membrane
Molecular function (GO): ammonium channel activity
Source: RefSeq, a predicted model, not a curated record